UUAGGGUUUAUCCGGCUUCGUGUGUUUUUUAAUUACCCAAAGUGUAAAAGAUGCCUCGGUAUGAUGAUCGCUAUGGCAGUACACGUCUCUAUGUUGGACGCUUGUCAUCAAGAACACGCUCACGUGACCUGGAAGACCUAUUCAGCAGAUAUGGAAGAGUACGAGAUGUGGAUUUGAAGCACGACUUCGCCUUUGUUGAAUUUAGUGAUCCUCGUGAUGCUGAUGAUGCAAGAUAUAGUUUAAAUGGAAGAGAUUUUGGUGGGAGUCGUAUCCUGGUGGAAUUUGCUAAAGGAGGACCGCGUGGACCAGGUGGUUCACGAGAGUAUCUGGGAAGAGGUCCCCCUCCUGGAUCGGGUCGUUGCUUCAACUGUGGCCUUGAUGGUCACUGGGCUCGAGAUUGCAAAGCUGGAGACUGGAAGAAUAAGUGUUACCGAUGUGGACAAAGAGGUCAUAUAGAAAGAAACUGCCAAAAUAGUCCUAAGGAACUUAGACGUGGGAGUAGUUAUUCUCGUUCACCAUCAAGAUCCCCAUCUCCUCGUCGCACUAGCAGGAAAACCAGGAGCCGAAGUUACAGCCGGAGCCACAGUUAUAGCCGAUCUCGAUCACCCGUAAGGAGAGAGCGGAGUGUUGAACGUGAGGAGAAAAGAUCACCCGUAAGGAGAGAGCGGAGUGUUGAGCAUGAGGAGAAAAGAUCUAAGAGCCCUCGUUACAGUAGGAGUCCCAAGUCAAAGAAGAGUUCCCCUCCACCAUCCAGAGGAAGGAAGCGCAGCGUUACACCGGAUAGGAACAGUCCUCAAGAGAGAGACAGUCCUCCACCGAGAGAUCGCAAGGAAGCUACUCAGCGCAAUGGGUCAGAGUACAGUGAGAGCCCUCAGGCUGAGAGCAGAAGCCCAGCAAGCCCUGGGAGGGAAGAGAGCCCUGAAGGCAUGAGGUACCAAAGUCCUCAGGGGAAUGGACACAGCCGUAGCCCUAGUCCUAGAGAUGAUGGGAGCCCUAUGGAUGGUGAUGAUGAUGGCAAUCGUGGUUCCCCUCAGGGCAGCGAGUCUCCUUCAAGCGCUCAAGACUAGGGUUCUCUAAGUUAUGACAUCUUUAGUAACUCUUUGAACAUUUUUCUGUUUACAUAAUGACCAUUGAGAAACAUUUGAUUUGGGUAAUGAACAUUCUGGGAAUAGCCUUUGGAUUUCAGAACCAUGGAACAAGGUAAAGUUUGGAUGUGGAAGAUAUUUCAAUAGAUUCUCACAUUUUACAUC
Messenger RNA from Telopea speciosissima, 1250 nucleotides. Its product is annotated as serine/arginine-rich splicing factor RS2Z32-like. The transcript has 7 exons. Gene Ontology annotation, cellular component: nuclear speck. Gene Ontology annotation, biological process: mRNA splicing, via spliceosome. NCBI's taxonomy places the organism in Eukaryota, Viridiplantae, Streptophyta, Magnoliopsida, Proteales, Proteaceae. Bases 51 to 1067 code for a protein of 338 amino acids. Gene Ontology annotation, molecular function: zinc ion binding; mRNA binding. The record is from RefSeq and is a predicted model, not a curated record.